AUGAGCCUGCUCGACCCCUCGGCCCGCGCCCGCCCGCUGCUCAAGCGCUCCCGGCCGGCGUACUACCCCUCGGAGGACUCCAAGCGCAGACGCACCUCGCCCACCGGCGCCUUCUCCCGGCUCUCCCUCGGCCCCCAGGACCCGCAGGCCCAGCCGCCGACGGACCGCGCCCUCGUCCAGGCCUGCACCAGCCGCGUCCCCGCCGCCGACGCCUGGCCCGGCCCGGACUACACCCAGACCCGGCUGCGCGCCGCCGCCGAGCCCCAGUGCGCCUUCCUCCCCCCCGCCGGCCUCCGCUCCUCCACCCCACCCGCGCUCCUCGUUCCCCCCGACCUCGCCCAGCGACUCGCCCAGAGCCACAAACACGCCCUCAUCCACAACGACGACGAUGAUCAUGGGUAUCCGCGGAUCGUCGAGAUCGGCGACGACGACCAGCCGCCGGGACCCGCCGCCGAGCCAAUGGACAUCGACUAG
Messenger RNA from Puccinia triticina, 474 nucleotides. RefSeq lists its product as uncharacterized. The transcript is spliced from 2 exons. Lineage: Eukaryota; Fungi; Basidiomycota; Pucciniomycetes; Pucciniales; Pucciniaceae. The record is from RefSeq and is a predicted model, not a curated record. The coding region runs from base 1 to 474 and encodes 157 amino acids.